UCCUCUCUCGCUCUUUUCUUUUUCUUUCUCCUUCUCCUCGUUUCGUCUGUUCAAAAAAUUAGGAUUUUUAUUUUUUUUUCCAUUUUUUUGCACGAAUUUUUAUGGAAGAAGGUCUUAGAAGAAGUCCGCGUCUAGUGAGGGAUAUUGAUACUUCGAAUCCGAAAGUUUAUCGAAAAAGUCGAAAGAAGCUUCAAGUUUCGUCUUCUACUUCUAUGGAUGAAGUUCCAAGUUUUAGUUUGGGAAUCUCACAAAUAUCGGGGGAGAAGAACAAUGAGGAACAAAACAAGAAGCAAAAGAAAGGUAAAAAACGAGUUAAAGAGGUUAAAACAAUGAAGAGAUCGAAAAAAACAUGUGUUACUUUGGCAUCUACAUCGAAGAAACUCGUUGACAGUGAUGAUGAUUUUGAGGAUUUACCUCCUCAAUUUCAGUCAAAAAGUUUGAAAAAUAAAGAUGGAUUGGAGAAGAAAAAGUCGGUGAAUGAUGGAAAAACACGAAAUCGUUUACCCAAAAGUGUCAUUUUACCAGAGAGUAGAUAUCCGGGAUUGUGGAGUUUUCGUUGCUGCAUUUGCGGAGUUCGUAAGUAACGGUCAACAUAUUCUAAAUCAACAAAUAAAGGCAGACAUUCUCCGAAAGAGAUUUGGAGCUAUAUUAUGGGAAUAUGCAAGAAGGAAGCAAGCGAGUGACCUUCAAAGUGAAGACGAAAGACCAGUUAGAUAAAGGAAUAUAGUUAUAUUAGUUAGUAGGACUAUGAAAACUAUAUAAUGUAAAACAAUUUGUAGUUACUAUGGCUAUGAAAAAUUGUAUUGGUCUAUUUUGUAAGUCUUGAUAUUAUAUACCUAACUGUGUUGUUUAUAUGUAAGUCUUCUAUUUGAAGUUGUUC
Molecule: messenger RNA, 880 nt
Organism: Solanum lycopersicum (tomato)
Lineage: Eukaryota; Viridiplantae; Streptophyta; Magnoliopsida; Solanales; Solanaceae
Source: RefSeq, a predicted model, not a curated record